Paracoccidioides brasiliensis Pb18 is the source of this 1257-nucleotide messenger RNA. RefSeq lists its product as uncharacterized. The record is from RefSeq and is a predicted model, not a curated record. Gene Ontology annotation, molecular function: transaminase activity; pyridoxal phosphate binding. Gene Ontology annotation, biological process: amino acid metabolic process; biosynthetic process. Bases 1 to 1257 code for a protein of 418 amino acids. The transcript is spliced from 4 exons.
AUGAAUCAUUCGCAGUUGUCCGCCCGAGGUUCAUCUAAUGUCGCGUCGAUCACACCUUCAAUGAGAAGAAAGAUAAUCGACGGCAGCGGUUCUGACACUUCCGACAUCGACCUCUCCACGGAUGAAAAUUACCUUUUGCGAGAGGAGCUAACCACUAUCUGUAAAGCAGCAGUUCAUGAUGGAUUGCACUCCCAGCACUUUUCCCGCUUACAAGGCUUUGCCGGAGAUCCCGCUCUUCUGGGAAGCCUGGCGCUGUUACUUAACAACUAUUUUAAUCCACACGAACCUGUCAGACCUCAUCAUAUAGUCACAGCGCCAGGGGCAACAAGCUGCCUUGAUGCGUUGCUAUAUAACAUUUGCGACCCUGAAGACGGUGUGUUAGUGCCAGGACCAUUCUGGCACGGGGAUGAGGUGAAAUUCCGAGCUCGUUCAUCUGUUCGGCCGAUUCUUGUCAACGCGGGGAAAUUCACAAAUAAUUUCACAAUGAAACUGAUACCCGCAUUAGAGGAUGCGAUGGAUAAGGCCACAUGCACAAUAAAAGCACUCAUUAUAACAAAUCCACAUAAAUUUUACGGGCUAUGCUACCCACUGGAGGUCUUGGAAGCCUGUUUAAUAUUUUGCCAGCAGCGGGGAUUACACUUCAUAUCUGAUGAAGGGUACGGGAUGACCUCAUAUUCCGUUGCGGAUGAUAUUGAGCCCGAGCCAUUCAUCUCAGCCUUGGCUUUGGAUACCGAAUUAUUAGAGUGCGACCGGUCUCGCAUCCACGUUAUAUGGAGUAUCAGCAAAGAUUUUGGCGCGAGUGGGUUUCGAGUGGGCUGUAUAGUAACACAAGAUAACAGAGAUCUCACCGCUGGACUGGCAGUUGCAUCCAAUGCUCAGGUCUCAUCGUUAUCCGCAAUAUUUACAGCGAAACUCCUUUCCUCACCCAAACUACCCUUUUUGGUCGCAUUGAACUCAGCUCGGUUGGCAGAAUCAUAUAUCCUCAUCACCUCAUUUUUCAUCCGCCAUCACAUUGAAUACAUCCCGGUAAAUGCAGGAUUAAACAUACUUACAAGACUGGCUCCAAGAGCAAAAACGUGGGAGGAUGAAUCAGAAAUGAUUACUCGGCUGAAAAACGCAGGGGUGUUGGUUCGAGGUGGUGGAGGUUAUCACGGCACACAAAUGGAAAAAGGAUGGGUACGAAUAUCCUUUGCUCUCGAGGAGGAACGGCUUCAAGAAAGUCUCCGCAGAAUCAAAGUGGCACUUCAUAUAGAGUAG